Molecule: messenger RNA, 666 nt
Organism: Saccharomyces eubayanus
Lineage: Eukaryota; Fungi; Ascomycota; Saccharomycetes; Saccharomycetales; Saccharomycetaceae
Gene: YPT32
Product: Rab family GTPase YPT32
Exons: 1
Coding region: 1-666 (221 amino acids)
Biological process (GO): exocytosis
Cellular component (GO): recycling endosome
Molecular function (GO): GTPase activity; GTP binding
Source: RefSeq, a predicted model, not a curated record
AUGAGCAACGAAGACUACGGGUACGAUUACGAUUACUUGUUUAAGAUAGUUCUUAUUGGGGACUCCGGCGUGGGGAAAUCGAAUCUAUUAUCGAGAUUCACCACCGAUGAAUUUAACAUCGAGUCCAAAUCUACGAUUGGUGUGGAGUUCGCCACAAGAACCAUCGAAGUCGAGAACAAGAAGAUAAAGGCGCAGAUCUGGGACACUGCAGGGCAGGAACGGUACAGGGCCAUCACCUCUGCGUACUACCGUGGUGCCGUGGGCGCCCUUAUAGUGUAUGAUAUAAGCAAAUCGAGUUCGUACGAGAAUUGCAACCAUUGGCUUACUGAACUAAGAGAGAACGCAGACGAUAACGUUGCUGUCGGGUUGAUAGGGAACAAAUCGGAUCUGGCCCAUCUAAGAGCAGUGCCCACCGAUGAAGCGAGGAAUUUCGCCAUGGAAAACCAGAUGCUAUUUACUGAGACAAGUGCUUUGAAUAGCGAUAAUGUAGAUAAGGCGUUUAGAGAACUGAUCGUGGCCAUUUUCCAAAUGGUCAGCAAACACCAAGUGGACUUAAAUGGAUCUGGCAGCACCGCAGGCGCCAAUGGUGGUCCCAAGGGCCCCACCAUCAGUUUAACGCCGGCGCCAAAUGAGAAGAAGAAGAAGAAAUCCAACAACUGUUGUUAA